AUGGAAUUAUUUUUUGAGAGAGACCAGGUUAUCGCUCUUUGUCCAUCACAUAGAUCUGUCUUUGUUUUUCAAUUAUUUCGCUAUCUGCGAAAAGAUCUAUCAACUAUAAUACAUUCAUUAUCAUCACCAAACAAGUGUGACAUCACGCAUUACGCUUGGCAAGAAUUAACUAGCGAGGAUAAAAAAUAUGCAGCAAUACAUUUGAACGAGACCGACGAGACUAGAAAGAAUGCCAUCAAAGAGAUUAAACGAUGGAUUAAAGAAAAUGACAACUUGCCCGCACAAAUUGAUAACUUUCUCAUUUUACAAUUUUUGAGAGUCGACAAAUUUGAUCUCGAAAAAACUAAAUACAGAAUCCGAAACUAUUAUAAGCAUCGGUCCAAUGUACCGGAAUGGUAUAGCAGUAAGGAUCCGUUUCAACCGGAACUGCAAGAGAUACUUAAUCUGGGAAUAUUUUUGCCCUUGCGAAAGCCGGAUAGUCAAGGAAGAACGGUUUACCUUGUGCGCGCAGCUCGGCAUGACCCGAGAAUACACAAAAUAUCAAACCUAGCUAAGAUCUGUGCAAUGGCCUUAGAUGCGGCGAUGAAAUAUAAUGUCGCAGGAUCUGUAUAUGGUUAUACAUGGUACGUAGAUGUAUCCAAUGUAACUGCACGCCAUAUUUUUCAAUUGACACCGUCUACGUUAAAAAAUUUGGUCGAUACAUGGCAAAAAUGCUACCCGCUAAGAUAUCAGAAGAUUGUUCUUUUCAACGUACCAAUGAUCUUUGAUAUUGUUGUGAGGAUUCUCAGAUCUUUCAUGACACAGAAGUUGAAAAACAGAUUUUACGUCUGCUCCCACGAGAACUGUUUUGAAGAGAUUCCAACUGAUGGCUUGCCUGUCGAAUAUGGCGGUACCGGUGAAACAAUUCAGGAGUUAACAGAAUUUUGGAAAAAAUUUAUCGAGGAUAAUCGCGACUGGCUUACGAAGGAUGAGAAUAAUCAAAUUAUCCAGACAACCGAACCUACAGAGGAUUUUUAGCAUAUUUAUAAUUUUCUGACGACUUAGGACAAUAAAUUAUCAAAGCAUUAAAACGAACAAUCAUUUGCUAACAGUGUUUAAAAACUCUAAGAAUCAAUCAUUGGAUUCUAAAAUGUACAAUGAAAUACUAGU
This is a messenger RNA of Solenopsis invicta (red fire ant), 1149 nucleotides long. Its product is annotated as retinol-binding protein pinta-like. Gene Ontology annotation, cellular component: membrane. The record is from RefSeq and is a predicted model, not a curated record. Gene Ontology annotation, molecular function: phosphatidylinositol bisphosphate binding. Bases 1 to 1017 code for a protein of 338 amino acids. NCBI's taxonomy places the organism in Eukaryota, Metazoa, Arthropoda, Insecta, Hymenoptera, Formicidae. The transcript has 6 exons.